CUACACACUCCAGUUCGAUAAACACCUAUCACAUAAAAUUCAAUAUAUUUAAUUUUUUAAAAAAUACCCAAUUGCUGAUCAUUCUGUGAUAAAGAUGCUUAUUCCAGAGGUGGACAUGUGGAAUGUGUCCAAGAGUAGCCGGAUACACCGCCUUUCCAUCUUCAAUUGCGAUAAGCCUGGACUGAAAGUAUUGGACUACUCCGCAGUGCGGGGAGUUGAUAGGUUCUACUUGGAGUGCCAGGACUACAGGGAUUAUUUCAAAGACCCCUAUAAUCGAGUCCACAAGCCGAAGAGGUUCACCUCGUAUGCGGGCAGGUGCGACGUAAAGUUGGAUACCGACGUUGAGGUCCUGUCAGAACCGACUUUGUGGCGUAUUGAUCGCCAGCCCAUAGUCUAUCCGAUCGACUAUCACUCGGAUAUGGCACUGGGUAGACGGGACUGCGAUCACAUUAAAGCCUUUUGUUCCCCAGCUGAGAGCCUAAGCUUCAAGCGAUAGGUUGCUCAAAAUGCAUGCGAUUGCUGUUACCAUUUUUGUCAGUUUAAAUACAGUUUGAAGCAUUGCA
Drosophila simulans is the source of this 563-nucleotide messenger RNA. RefSeq lists its product as uncharacterized. Lineage: Eukaryota; Metazoa; Arthropoda; Insecta; Diptera; Drosophilidae. Bases 95 to 496 code for a protein of 133 amino acids. The transcript has a single exon. The record is from RefSeq and is a predicted model, not a curated record.